Messenger RNA from Tarenaya hassleriana, 1185 nucleotides. RefSeq names its product caffeoylshikimate esterase. NCBI's taxonomy places the organism in Eukaryota, Viridiplantae, Streptophyta, Magnoliopsida, Brassicales, Cleomaceae. The coding region runs from base 133 to 1080 and encodes 315 amino acids. The transcript is spliced from 8 exons. The record is from RefSeq and is a predicted model, not a curated record. Gene Ontology annotation, molecular function: lipase activity. Gene Ontology annotation, cellular component: membrane.
CCUUUUUCCUUUCUUAUCUGUGACUCCAACACCUCUCUCUCUCUAUAUAUAUAUAAAAUAUCCGAUUCAGUUCUUUUGCCCAGAGACUCAUAUAGAGAGAUUCCAAAGAGAGAACAAAGAAGAAAUUACGAUAUGGAGCGGCAACAAACAGAUGACGUUGUGUAUCAAGAGGACUUUGUUCUCAACUCGCGAGGAAUGAAGCUCUUCACGUGUGCAUGGAGACCAUUGAACAGAGAACCGAAAGCCUUGCUCUUCAUCUGCCAUGGCUAUGCCAUGGAGUGUAGCAUCACCAUGAACAGCACUGCGACUAGGCUUGCGAAGGCGGGAUUUGCGGUAUACGGGAUAGAUUACGAAAGCCAUGGAAAAUCCGAAGGACUCUCUGCUUACAUAAAAAACUUCGAUGAUCUUGUGGAUGAUGUCUCUGCUCAUUACUCUGCCAUAUGUGAGAAGGAAGAGAACAAGGGGAAAAUGAGGUAUCUAUUGGGAGAGUCCAUGGGGGGAGCAGUGGUGUUGCUUCUGCAUAGAAAGAGGCCUGAUUUUUGGGAUGGUGCCGUCUUGGUCGCACCCAUGUGUAAGAUAGCAGAUGAGAUGAAGCCACAUCCUGUCGUUAUCUCCGUUCUCACGAAACUAUCUCGUUUGAUUCCAACGUGGAAAAUAGUUCCCGGCAACGAUAUAAUUGACGUGGCUUUUAAAGAGCCCAAAGUGAGACAACAGGUAAGGGAGAAUAAGUAUUGCUACAAGGGCAAGCCUCGCUUGAAAACCGCCCACGAGCUUUUGAGGGUCAGUUUGGAUCUCGAGAAGAAUCUCCAAGAGAUAUCGAUGCCGUUUAUAGUUCUUCAUGGGGAAGAUGAUAAAGUGACGGAUAAAAGCAUAAGCAAGCUACUGUACGACGUGGCUUCGAGUUCGGACAAGACGUUCAAGCUGUACGAGAAGAUGUGGCACGGUCUUUUGUACGGAGAGCCGCCUGAAAAUACCGAGAUCGUGUUUGGUGAUAUUAUACGUUGGUUGGACGAUAGAGUUAAUGGGAGGUUAGAGAGUGAGCUUAAGCUUAAUCACGAUGCUUUGCUGAAACAUAAGUGACGGCUUUAUAUGUUUGCGUGUGUUUGUGAUGUACCAUAAAUAACUUGAUCCAAUACUUGAGAUUCAAUCUCGUUAAUUAGAUCACAAAAAAAUGAUUUUCUUGCU